Messenger RNA from Culicoides brevitarsis, 1952 nucleotides. RefSeq names its product cyclin-dependent kinase inhibitor 1 (gene dap). The transcript has 3 exons. Gene Ontology annotation, molecular function: cyclin-dependent protein serine/threonine kinase inhibitor activity. Gene Ontology annotation, biological process: regulation of cell cycle. Gene Ontology annotation, cellular component: nucleus. Bases 557 to 1273 code for a protein of 238 amino acids. The record is from RefSeq and is a predicted model, not a curated record. Lineage: Eukaryota; Metazoa; Arthropoda; Insecta; Diptera; Ceratopogonidae.
UGAUCGAGACAGACGUGUUAGUUCAACGCGUAAAAACUUUUUUUUAUUUAAAGAUUAAAGUCAAUUUUACUUGAAUUGUCUCUAAAUAAGCUAUCAAAUAAAAUAAAACUACCAUAUUAUUGCAAUAUUAAAAUAAAUAGAUUGAAUAAAUCCAACGAAAAUAUUAAAAUUAAAAAGAAUACCAUAAUUGGUGAAAAUGAAAAAUAAACAAAAUUGAAAAUAUCGACCAAAAAAUUGUAUUUAUACAUACUACAUUGAUACAAUGAUAAAAUAAUGAGAUUUGUGAACAUUUUACUAUAAAAUAUAUAUGAUAAAUAAAAAAUAACCUCAAUUAUUGGCCUCACAAAAAUAAUAUAAAUAAAAUAAAUACAAACAACAUCGUACACAUACAAUCGCAUAUACAUAUAGUAAAAAAAAUAUAAGUUUUAUUAUAAAAAGUUGCUUUGCAUUUGAUAAAGAAAAAACCUAAGAUAAGCGAAAAAGUUUAGAUUAGUUAACUUUACAAAAAAAAACUUAUUUAAUGAUUCAAUAACAAUUGACCGUCGAAAGUGCCAAAAUGAGUGUAAGUGUGAUACGCCCUCAGACUUCCAAUCUGUACAAGGUCCAAUCAAAGGUGAUACUGAAAUCGCCAAAACCUAGUUUUGCUGCUGCUAAAAUUAAAAGAAAUUUAUUCGGCACUGUCGAUCAGGAAGAAAAUAAAAAAUUCGUAACUCAAGAGUUAUGGAAAUUGCAAAAACAAGCAACUGAAAAAUGGGGUUUCGAUUUUCAAAAAGAAAGACCAUUAGACAGUUCGCGAUUACAAUGGAUCUCGACAAAACCUCAGCCAGCAGUUUAUGCACUUACACACGCAGCACACGUUAUUUGUCAUAUCGACAGCGAAAGUACAAGCUCCGGCGACAUCAGUGACUUUGAUAGUCCUGAAAAGCUAAUGGAUGAACGCGCUGAUCGUGCCAACAAUUAUCGUGAACCUACCAAAAAAAUCUGUGAUACAACAACGCCAUCAGUAAUCAAGCCCACAGCAUUCAAGCCUGUUAUCCUCGAUAACGGUAGCUCCCUUACAAAAUCAAAACCAAGUCGAAGAUUGUCUACUCCGAGUCCCAUUCAGAAGCAUCAAGAAAAGCGACAGCCAAAAAUAACUGAUUUCUUACCAGAAAAGAAAAAGUCAUUGACAACAUCAUCCUCUGCCAAAAAAUUAUCAAGCCACAAUCCAUUGAUAUCUCAAUACAUGACGCGGAGAUCAAGUAGCAGCCAUAAACCAUCGUUAAGUCAAUGAACCGUCAGUACCAAAAGCAACUAAUUUAAUGGAAAAUGUACAAUAAUAAUAAUUAUUAUUCUUUAAGUAUAUAAGAGAUAGAUUAUAAGACAUAAUAUUAUACACACUUAAAGAGCUUUCUAUUUGAAUAUACAUAGCUUAAGUUUAAAGUAACAUAAGUAAAGUAUAUUCAAGAGAAAAACAGAAGCACAACAAUUUUACUAUCAAUGUAUGUAAUAUGUAUUUAACUACUGACUAAAGAAGGAUAAAGAAGAGGAGAAAAAAAUGCAUUAAAUUUAUGAUUAUUGCACUUGCUAUUGGUAGUUAAGAAACGAACAACACAAAGCCUUUAAUUAGCAAGACCUUCUUUCACAUGAUAUUAAAAUUGUUUUGCUAUUGCGUUCUUUGAAUAAACCCAACACGAUUAAUGUACAUAGUGAAAUAAGAUAGAGAUAAGAAUGAGAGAUUUUUUUGUCGUGGCAACUAGUUUUAAAUACUUUGGUUACAUGACAUAAAAAUGUGAGGACAAUGGGACAGGAUUUGCAAAAAUAAUGAUGAUAAUUGAAGCUUAUACUUUUGUUUUGAAAAAAAAGUGUAUCACAGAUUUUUUUUUGAUAAUUUUUUUUAAAGUAGCGUAUAGCUCAAAUCAGGCUCAAGCAUGAUAAUAAGAAAACAAUAAACGAUUUAUAAAACUUUUCAA